AUGGGAAAUCUCAAGCUUUCUCUGGGUUUCUCCGUUUCUUCUAUAGCUUCUUCUGCAGCCUACGAUCACUUUUAUAGGGUAGAUAUUCCAUAUGAAUCAGAAGAAAUAACCUGGAUUGAAGAAAGAUGCAAAGAUCUAUCAAAUCCUCUCAAGAUUUUAAGUGGAAAACACUCAUAUUUAAUAGCAACUACCGCUUCUGGAAGAAAAAUAAGCUAUAACUACACAGAAGAUUCAGUUGAGCCUGACAUCAAAUAUGACUAUUGAGACUAUCUGCCAUCAGAUCCAUUCAGAAAAGCUCGAGCUCUCCCUGGCCUCAAAGUUUCAGACGCAAAUAGGAUAUUCAGAAAACAUGCUUUAAAAGAAGAUUAUCAUUUAUUUAGACAUAAUUGUCAACAUGUUGCAAGAGAUUCUUAUAAUGAAAUUACUGGGCUUAAUGAAAUCGCAUUGAGAAAUGAUUUUAUAAAUUGGAUUAUUAAUGACUUACCUAAACAUAUGAGGGAGGAGUUUAAAGAAGAAGACGAUGACUAUAGAUUUAUUAAAGAUCAUUUUGAGAAUGAUAUACAAGCUUUGGUCGAUGAAGGAUAUACUAUAGAAGAAAUUGAGGAAAAAGUGAAGGUAUUAACUGAUAUAAAAAAUAUCAGAAAAGUAUGGGAAAUGCUGAGGAAAGAAAAUUAUGCAGAAAAUGCACAAGGGUUGACUGAACAACAAAUAAAAGAUUUGCAAAGGUUAUUUGGAGAAAGACUGACAGGGAGUCUUGAGCAUUUAGAAGGGAAAGAGUAG
This is a messenger RNA of Blepharisma stoltei, 780 nucleotides long. The record is from the annotation of a GenBank genome assembly. Lineage: Eukaryota; Ciliophora; Heterotrichea; Heterotrichida; Blepharismidae.